AUGUCUGACUGGGAGGAAGAGGACGACGCUGGAGGUGCAGUGGGUGUGCGGAGAGCCCCUGACAUCAGGCCAUGGGCGCCCCCGACCCAGUAUCCCAGUGAAUGGCGUGAGCCGACAUGGAGGAGACAAGAGGAAGACGGUGGCCAGGCCCAACGGUGGAACAGACAGGCGGCCCGGGGGGCAAUGGAGUUCAGGAGAAGGGAGAGUGGGCACGACGGUAAACCAAUGUGCUUCCGCCUGGACAGCUCGGUGGUCGGGCAGGUGAUAGGGCGUGGAGGUGCAAAGAUAAGGGAGCUAGAAGAGGUCUCUAGUUCAAGAAUAAAGAUUGUGAAGGAAGAAUACGAUUCAGUCAUAAAAAUAUUUGGAAACGACGAGCAACAAAGUAAAGCCAAAGCAUUGAUCGAUGAAAUUGUAGGACGAUGUGAGAGACCAGAGAGUGGAUGGGGCUGCAAGGACAGUUACACAUUCAGCUCCUCUGAAGCUAAGGAUCAAGGAAAACAAGUAAUAAACUGGACCUUACUCCGGGAAAAUAAGGAUAAAUAUGAAGCAAUGAAAUGGGCAGAUAUGCCUCCAAUUCAGAAGGCUUUCUACAAAGAAGCAUCAAGUGCUGCAUCAAUGUCUGAAGAGGAGGUAACAAGUUGGAGGAGGGAAAACAAUAACAUUAUAUGCAGUGACUUAAAGGAAGGCCAAAAGAGACAAAUUCCUAAUCCUGUACGUAGUUUUCAUGAUGCAUUUCAACCAUUUCCAGAAGUAAUGGAUGCACUAGAAAAUGCUGGAUUUCAAAGACCGACGCCUAUUCAGUCUCAGGCAUGGCCUAUCAUCCUUCAAGGAUUAGAUCUCAUUGGGAUUGCACAAACAGGCACUGGGAAAACACUGGCAUAUUUGUUGCCAGGAUUCAUUCACUUAGAUCUCCAACCAGUUCCCAGACAGCAACGUGAAGGACCGGGAAUGUUGGUUCUUGCUCCAACUCGUGAGUUAGCUCUUCAGGUGAAGGCUGAGUGUUCAAAGUACAGAUAUAAAGGGUUUGAAAGCAUUUGCAUUUAUGGUGGUGGAGAUCGUAAGAACCAAAUAAAUGUGGUUACAAAGGGAGUGGAUAUUAUAAUUGCCACUCCAGGGAGGCUAAACGACUUGCAGAUGAACAACUUUGUUACUCUAAAAAGUAUAACCUACUUGGUUUUAGAUGAAGCAGAUCGAAUGUUGGAUAUGGGGUUUGAACCACAGAUUAUGAAAAUAUUAAUUGACAUUCGCCCUGACAGGCAAACAAUAAUGACUAGUGCAACCUGGCCAGAAGGAGUUCGUCGUUUGUCCAAAUCAUAUUUAAAGGACCCAAUGAUGGUGUAUGUUGGGACUCUGGAUUUAGCUGCUGUCAAUACAGUAGAGCAGAAAGUUCUCGUUAUCGCAGAGGAGGAGAAGAGAGCGUUCAUGCUACAUUUUAUCGAUUCCUUAAAACCUGAAAAUAAAGUCAUCAUAUUUGUGGGAAAGAAGCUGAUUGCUGACGAUUUAGCCAGUGACUUCAGCCUUCAAGGAAUUCCUGUUCAGUCUUUACAUGGUAAUAGAGAGCAAUGUGAUCGAGAACAAGCACUGGAUGAUUUUAAAAAGGGCAGAGUAAGAAUAUUAAUAGCUACCGAUUUGGCGUCUCGUGGAUUGGAUGUGCAUGAUAUCACCCAUGUUUUCAACUUUGAUUUUCCACGUAACAUUGAAGAAUAUGUCCACAGAGUUGGUCGAACCGGGCGCGCAGGUCGCUCAGGUGAAUCCAUAACAUUGGUGACUAGAAAAGAUUGGAGAGUUGCAGGAGAACUGAUAACCAUUUUGGAACGGGCAAACCAAGAAGUCCCGCAGGAGCUGAUAGAGAUGGCUGAGAGGUAUGACCAGUUCAAGAAGAAGAAAGACGGCGAGAGAGACAUGCUUCCCCGUAAAGGGCGAUGGCGUGACAACUAA
Molecule: messenger RNA, 1938 nt
Organism: Bufo gargarizans (Asiatic toad)
Lineage: Eukaryota; Metazoa; Chordata; Amphibia; Anura; Bufonidae
Gene: DDX43
Product: DEAD-box helicase 43
Exons: 16
Coding region: 1-1938 (645 amino acids)
Molecular function (GO): ATP binding; RNA helicase activity; RNA binding
Source: RefSeq, a predicted model, not a curated record